This is a messenger RNA of Lachancea sp. 'fantastica', 2661 nucleotides long. Lineage: Eukaryota; Fungi; Ascomycota; Saccharomycetes; Saccharomycetales; Saccharomycetaceae. The record is from the annotation of a GenBank genome assembly.
AUGGAGACCAUCGACGUGCAGAACAAGUCGUUUGUGGUACGGUGGCUCAAAGUGCAAAAGGGCGACACCAUUACGUUCCAAUUGAAACCUUUAAAAAGAUCGGUUGAAGCCGGAAUUUACAAACGACACACGACCAUCAACCAUGACGCAUUUGAGAAAAAUGGGACCGGUGACGGGACACUCAAAAGUAGCGGGGAUGCCACUCCUUCAGCCGGCAGCGUACACAUUGCCCCGGACACGAAAUCGCUUCUCGAUUACGCAUUGAACCGCAGCAAUUCUUCAACAGAAGACAUCAAUCAAAGAAAUCGCUCCAAAACCAUAUCUGCCGUGCAGCAUUUGACGCAGGACGUUCCGUUGGACAAAAAACUGACCGGCCAGGGCUUUACGCAGGUCAAAAGGCUCGGUACAAUAGCAGGAAACGACUUUGUCGAGGGUAACAUCCAAGCGGACGAAGAUGGCUAUUACGCUUUUGUACUUGACAAUACGGCGUCCAAGACUGCCAAAAAGAAGAUUUUGCUUGGCGUCGAGAACAAAACUCAGGGCCCCAACAUCCCAGUCCACAGAUCCCGCUCACAGCUUCUUCGUGUUAAACAGGGCCGCAUUUUACAAGGCUACAUGCUCAAAAAGAGAAGAAAGAAAUUGCAAGGGUUCACCAAGAGAUUCUUCAAAUUGGAUCUCAAGUACAAAGCAUUCUCUUACUAUCUCAAUGAACACAAUAACGUGUGCAGAGGCGAAAUUGUGAUUCCACUUGCAACAGUCAGCGCCAACAAAAUGACAAGGUUGAUAAUUAUUGAUUCUGGAAUGGAAAUUUGGGUUUUAAAAGCUAAAGAUGAAUCUUCGUGGAGUGAGUGGAUUAGUGCCUUGCAAGACUGUUACAAAAAGGACGAAAGGUUACCAGCUGUGGCUAACCCAGAUCAAGAGGUCUCGGACCCUAACAGUAUUUUAGCAGGCCUUCGUGUUAUCGAACAAAAACUAGACAGUUGUCGCGAAAAAUCGUUGAGCUAUCUUCCUCCCACACAGGAUCUAAGGGGAGCAGUCACUUCAAGUGGUCAAGCGAGCUCCGUGUCACGCACGCCCUCCACACACUCACUCUCUCAUAUUUUUGGGAAGCAGAAGAACAGCUCAAAUGAGGUUGUUAACGCUGCUAGUGACGGUCAAGCCGAGAAGCCACCGCCACCGCCAUUCGAACAUCAGCUUUACAAAGAUUUGGGUGAAGUGGAGGACUUACUACGACAUUGGCUGACUUUCAGCUCCAACAUGAUUAAUAAAAAUGGAUCCGCAGAUAACCGGUCCAUUUUUAGUGACGAAUUUUACGAUGCGGACGAUAACAACCUUCAUAGCGAUCUGGACCAUUAUUCCAGUGAUGGUGUGAUUAUGUUGAACGACGAAGAAGGAGUCAACGCGCUAAUGCUAUCGCAGGAAGACCACACAGGAAAAGCUGAAGAUAAUGAUGAUGACUUUUCGUCUAAAUAUGAUGCCAAAUUUGUGCAGAAAAGUGUACCUGCGCCGUCAGGAGGAGACCUGUACCCGUUGAACGAGUUGAAAAAAGUUCAACGUCGCCAGGACGUUCCCGAGGCCGUAUCUUCUCCUCCAAGUCUGUUGUCGCACUUGAGGAAAAAUGUCGGCAAAGAUCUUACAUCCAUUUCGAUGCCCAUAACAUCGAAUGAGCCUAUUACUAUCUUACAAACGCUCUCAGAAACAUUUGAGUACUGUGAACUUCUCAACAAAGCAGCUUCAACUUCAGACGAGGAUCAUCGUAUGGCCUUGGUUGCUGCGUUCACCUGUUCGUAUUUGUCAAUGCAUAGGAGUAAAACACGGGCUCUUCGUAAGCCGUUCAACCCGCUUUUGGGUGAAACCUACGAGCUUGUGCGUGAGGAUAAAGGUAUUCGUUUGAUUUCCGAGAAAGUUUCUCACAAACCGCAGAAAUUUGCAUUUCACGUUGAGCAUGCGGAGUGGGAGCUUUCAUAUUCGGUGUGUCCAAUCCAAAAGUUUUGGGGUAAAUCCAUUGAAUUUAUCAACGAAGGUGAGCUAAAACUGACCUUCAAGUCCACGGGUGAAAGAUACGAAUGGUCGCAACCUGCAACAAUUUUGAAAAACCUAUUUGCCGGAGAGCGGUAUGUGGAACCUUCUAACCAUAUGGAGGUUGUCUCGUCGCAUAACGUCAAAGCUCGAGUCGCUUUCAGGGCUGCAGGGAUGUUUAGCGGACGCUCUGAGGAGGUUUCGAUUGCUAUACAUCGCGGUUCCAAACAAGUGGCCACUCUGAAGGGAGGUUGGACUAAAAGCAUUGUAGAUGCAGCCACCGGCGCCACAAUAUGGGAAGCCGGCAAGCUAGUUCCAAAUCAAGAACGCAAGUACGGCUUUACGCAGUUUGCAGCCGAUCUGAACGAAAUCACGGAAAUUGAAAAGGGAAACAUUCCGGUAACGGAUUCCAGACUCAGACCCGACUUACGACUCUACGAAAACGGCGAACUUGCCGAAGCUGAGCGUCUGAAGCUCGAGCUCGAACAGCAGCAGCGUGCCAGACGUUUGGAGGGCAAAGAUAAUCAACCUCAAUACUUCCACCAAGUUUCCGAAAACCAUUGGGAGGUCAAAACCGGACCUGACAGCUACUGGGAAAGAAGGAAACGGCACGACUGGACCAAUGUUGUUCCAUUAUGGUGA